Acanthisitta chloris (rifleman) is the source of this 414-nucleotide messenger RNA. RefSeq names its product glyoxalase domain containing 5 (gene GLOD5). The record is from RefSeq and is a predicted model, not a curated record. NCBI's taxonomy places the organism in Eukaryota, Metazoa, Chordata, Aves, Passeriformes, Acanthisittidae. The transcript is spliced from 3 exons. The coding region runs from base 1 to 414 and encodes 137 amino acids.
AUGUCCUGGAAGGAGGAGAGCAUGACUCCACCCUCGUGUUUCAUCCAGCACCUGGACCACCUCGUGUUGACUGUGCAGAGCAUUGAGGACACUGUGGCCUUUUAUUCCAAAGUCCUGGGCAUGGAGGUGGUGACUUUCAAGGGAAAUCGUAAAGCUUUAUGUUUUGGCAACCAGAAGUUCAAUCUGCAUGAGGCUGGGAAGGAGUUUGAACCCAAGGCUCGGCACCCAGUCCCUGGCUCUGCAGAUAUCUGCCUUGUCACACAGGUGCCCCUGGAGAAGCUGCUGGAUCAUCUGAAGGCCUGUGGGGUGGUUAUUGAAGAAGGUCCCGUGGCCAGAACUGGUGCUGUGGGUCCAAUAACAUCCAUCUACUUCCGAGACCCUGAUGAGAACCUGAUUGAGGUUUCCAGGUACUGA